UGGUCUGUAGAAAUUUAGAAUUUUCUUUUGCGGCGGCGUCGGUUGUCGUGCAAAUUCGCGUUAGCCCGUUUAGUUAUUCCGUGUCCUAUCGUGUCCUCUCUAAUUAAAUGUGCGCGCUAAUGCGCUAAAUGGUUUUGUCACUUUGUUUAAGCCACACUCUCGCUGUCUCUCUUUCUCUCUCUCUCUCUCUGUCUCGCGGUGUGUGUUUUUGAACCUAUCUCUCUGUGUGUGACCUAUAAUUAUAAUUACUUAAGUUUAAUCAGUUAUUGUUGUUUCAUGUUCAACUGUUCAACCACAGCAUUUUACAAUAGUAGCGGCAACAAAAACAAAAACAGCUACAAAACAACAAAACAAUAAAGCAACUAUUCUAACAACAACUUGACCACACACACACAGUUGGUCAGUCUGUGGACGUGACUACAGCUGCAUACAGAUUGAAACAAAGACGAUUUGGGAUAAGGCACGCGCCUUCAAAUACCUGUUAACGUUCGCUGCCCAUCGCUGACCCAACCCCAACCCCAAUACUAGCACAUACUACCCCACUUAUACACACACAGACACACACGCACACACAAAUAGCCCAUCGGCAACACAAUGGGCAAGAAGAACUCCAAAUUGAAGCAGGACACCAUUGAUCGUCUGACAACAGACACAUACUUUACCGAGAAGGAGAUACGGCAAUGGCACAAAGGUUUUCUCAAAGACUGCCCGAAUGGCUUGCUGACUGAACAAGGAUUCAUCAAAAUUUAUAAACAAUUCUUUCCGGAUGGGGAUCCCAGUAAAUUUGCCUCAUUGGUGUUUCGGGUAUUCGAUGAAAAUAAUGAUGGAGCUAUUGAAUUCGAGGAAUUCAUUCGUGCGCUUUCCAUAACAUCACGCGGAAAUCUGGAUGAGAAAUUACAUUGGGCCUUCCGUCUGUACGAUGUCGAUAAUGAUGGCUACAUAACACGGGAGGAAAUGUACAACAUUGUUGAUGCCAUAUAUCAGAUGGUGGGUCAGCAACCGCAAACGGAGGAUGAGAACACACCGCAGAAGCGAGUGGAUAAGAUAUUCGAUCAGAUGGAUAAGAAUCACGAUGAUCGUCUCACCUUAGAAGAAUUCCGCGAAGGUAGUAAAGCUGAUCCACGUAUAGUUCAGGCGUUAAGUUUAGGUGGUGAUUAACCGCAAGAUAAAUAGUUGCGCUGAAUUUCAAGAUUGUCAAAAAAAAGAGAGAUGGAACUAUGCCCCGAAGCAGAGUCAACGAAUUCGUGCACAAUAAAAUACAACAAAAAAUAUAUGGUUUGAUAUCUAUUGACUAAAUCAAUUUGCAAGAAGUUUUUACCUCCCACACACAGAUACACAAAUACACACACAUACACAUACAAAUACAACACACAUGAACACAAACAUAAACAUACAUACGUAAUAUACAUUUGCCAUUUGCCUGGCGGCAGCUUGUUAGCCCCAAAGCCGCGGCCAAUAAAAUAAAUAUAUUAAAAUCCACAAUUUGAAGCCAGCAAACUUAGAAUGCAAAACUAAAUAAAACAAAAAUAGAGCAAAACAACAAAAACCAAAAAAUGAAAAAAAUAAACAGAAAACAAA
This is a messenger RNA of Drosophila sulfurigaster albostrigata, 1578 nucleotides long. Its product is annotated as frequenin-2. The record is from RefSeq and is a predicted model, not a curated record. The transcript is spliced from 8 exons. Bases 595 to 1158 code for a protein of 187 amino acids. Lineage: Eukaryota; Metazoa; Arthropoda; Insecta; Diptera; Drosophilidae. Gene Ontology annotation, molecular function: calcium ion binding; calcium sensitive guanylate cyclase activator activity.